UCACGUGACUCGCAGUCAGCUGAUUUUCACGGGUUCCAGCGUUUGCUGUCGACCUUCAGUACAUCGUUUUUGGCCUUCUUUAUUCACGCGUCGGCUUUUUUCCUCUCUAGAACCAUGGCGAGCCAGUCACAGGGCAUUCAGCAGCUGUUACAGGCUGAAAAAAGAGCCGCGGAGAAAGUCGCCGAAGCCCGAAAACGGAAAAACCGCCGCUUGAAACAGGCCAAGGAGGAAGCUCAAGCAGAGAUCGAACAAUACCGUCUCCAGAGGGAAAAGGAGUUCAAGACCAAGGAAGCUGCGGCGCUGGGUUCCCAUGGCAACUCAGCCGUAGAGGUGGACAAAGAGACCUUGGACAAAAUGGGCCGCAUUCAGAGCAGUUACCAGCAAAACCGAGAAGCUGUCCUGAACAACCUCCUGAAGAUGGUGUGUGACAUCAAGCCUGAGAUCCACGCCAACUACCGUGUCGCUGGAUAAACCUCACAAAUCUGUCCACCAUUUGCAAAAGAAACACAGAGGCAUAAACUGCCAUUGUACAACCGUUAAGAUGUUCCAGCCAUACAUACGCAUUUAGUUACAGAUAUCACAGGUAGUUCAUCAUUUGUUUACUACAUAAAUAAAAAAAAUUCCCAGGUUUUAGUUUGUCUCCAAUUCUCGCAAAUUACAAAAGUUUUAUUGUUUCUACCUGUUGUGGUGUUCAAUGAAUUAUAUUUAUAUUUAUAUUGUUUGAUGGUGGUCCUGCAGUACUUCAGUGCAUGUCUCUGCAUCGUUAGACCUUUUAGGAUCAGUUUGGAUGUGGUACCAAUGUGGUACAUAUGUCUUGUCUGUGCAUCUAGUUAUGUUGUUUGUUGUUUAUAUUAAUUAUUAAAAACGUUGUUUUAUUUGAUUGCUGAAUAAACUGGAAAGCUACAGAACCCUGGAGUGGCUACAAAAAGAAUCUCAUGUGUGCGCGCACAUACAGUAUAACCAUCACAAAUAGACGUUCCUUAACUUUGGCAUGAAAUAAAAAAUAUUUUCUCAUAAAGACAAGUUUGACUGCAACUGAAAACUGCAAAGUAAACUGAUAUAAUUUUCCUUGUUCCCUGUUACAUUGCAUAAGCGAGGAAAGGAAAUCUUCAUAGCCACUGCUUGGUUCUGUAGGAUGUUUUUGUAUCUGUGGAACAUUUGUGACAAAGCUGUCUAGAUGAGAAAUAGAGGAGGUCAGCUCAUUUUUUCAUUUGCCUCAAUGGCUUCUUUGUCCAAAGUGUACCUGUAACAUUCCUGUGUUCGACCUGGCUGUGAAAGUACAGUAAAUGAUAAUAAAUGGUUCAGUGUGCUUA
Messenger RNA from Tachysurus fulvidraco (yellow catfish), 1313 nucleotides. It is a transcript of the gene atp6v1g1, whose product is annotated as ATPase H+ transporting V1 subunit G1. Gene Ontology annotation, cellular component: vacuolar proton-transporting V-type ATPase complex. The transcript is spliced from 3 exons. The record is from RefSeq and is a predicted model, not a curated record. Gene Ontology annotation, molecular function: proton-transporting ATPase activity, rotational mechanism. Gene Ontology annotation, biological process: proton transmembrane transport. Bases 115 to 471 code for a protein of 118 amino acids. NCBI's taxonomy places the organism in Eukaryota, Metazoa, Chordata, Actinopteri, Siluriformes, Bagridae.